Messenger RNA from Cladophialophora immunda, 982 nucleotides. RefSeq lists its product as uncharacterized. The transcript is spliced from 2 exons. The record is from RefSeq and is a predicted model, not a curated record. Gene Ontology annotation, biological process: electron transport chain. NCBI's taxonomy places the organism in Eukaryota, Fungi, Ascomycota, Eurotiomycetes, Chaetothyriales, Herpotrichiellaceae. Bases 37 to 723 code for a protein of 228 amino acids.
ACUCAUUCCGUCGCCAAUUGAAAUAGACAACCCGAGAUGGCGCCUCUACCCACCCAGAGUUCAGCGCGGCUCUUACGAACGUACACCCAGGUCCCAAGACUGACGAGAUGCCUGUCGCAGACCCCGCGACGGCGCCUAGGCGAGCCCGACCCUCGAGCUAUCCCCGACGUCCAAGCUAUGCAAAUGACCGAGGACCAAGCCUCGAUGGUCGAGGUUGAGCAUCAACCCGAGCCCUCCGUCGAGAAAUAUCACCCCGACCACCAGCCGGACUACACCGCGAUGGUCGACCACGGAACGUCUACAUACUCCCCUGUGCCGAGGAGAGUGAUGAACGGGAGCGAACCGGGACACGUCACGCCCGCCGCGGUCUUGUCUGGAGCUCCCGUGGAUCUACAGGCGCGCACAGUCAGGAUCUACAAACCCGUCAAACCCGCAACGCAGUCCGGCACCUGGGGCUCCCACGCCUGGCGGAUGGACUGGGACGUCCUGGGCAAAGGCCAUCGCUGGGAAAACCCGCUGAUGGGCUGGCAGUCGUCGGCCGACUUCAUGCAAGGCACCAAAGUGAGCUUCAAGUCGAAAGAGGAUGCGAUUGCGUUUGCGGAGAAACAAGGCUACGAGUGGUACGUGCAGGAGCCGCAAGAGAGGAGGUUCGUGCCCAAGGCCUACGCAAACAACUUCUUGCACGAGUCCGGGACCAGGUUGAAGCAUAUCAAGACGAAAUAAGCGGUCGGUUCGAGCUGCCGGAGACAGUGGACAAGCGGCGGGAAUACCGAAGAUCAGCCCAGGGAAUACUGAGAUGAGUAUAGCAGGGGGCGAUACCUGAGCGCUUUCAAGCCAUGCAACGCCUUGCCCGUGAUUUUGGCGAAUGCAGGCGCCCAGGCAUCAUGUGUACAUAUCGAUAACAAUAUGAGUCAAACAGAAGCCAACAAGAAUACACCAUCACAUCUUGGUCUUUACACUUUCACAACGCUGCUCAGGGAGC